This is a messenger RNA of Hypanus sabinus (Atlantic stingray), 3709 nucleotides long. RefSeq names its product lysophosphatidylglycerol acyltransferase 1 (gene lpgat1). The coding region runs from base 345 to 1454 and encodes 369 amino acids. The transcript is spliced from 9 exons. Lineage: Eukaryota; Metazoa; Chordata; Chondrichthyes; Myliobatiformes; Dasyatidae. Gene Ontology annotation, cellular component: endomembrane system. Gene Ontology annotation, molecular function: acyltransferase activity. The record is from RefSeq and is a predicted model, not a curated record.
CGCGUAAUGCGUGCAGAGAGAGGUGGGGCAUGCGGCGAUGGCAGCUUACGUGCAGGCCGGGGAGACACGGAGAGCGCUGUGAGAGCGGAAUGUGUCGGGGCUCGAGGUUCGGGGGCGUCGGGCGGACAUGAGUAAGGAAACCAGCUUCUUGGCCCUGUGGCUCCAGGCAACCGCUGCUUAUCCUCGUUAUAUCUAUGAGUAACAGCCCAGGCGAUCAGCCCAUGAACCCCCAGCUACCACAAUAGUAACCAUCCGGCGUCCUCUCUGUUUCCUUCAUCUAUCUCAAACCAAUUUACAUAUACUGGUCCCCAAACAACAUAGGGCCGGACAGCAACAGUAGAAGCAUGGCAAUAACUCAGAAAGAAAUACUGUACAGCAGCUGGAUAUUGGUGAAAGGGACAAUCCGAUUUGUGUUUAUGAUCAUCAACAAUUUGGUCGCCAUUCCAUCCUAUGUUUUCUAUUUAUUAGCCCUUCAGCCUCUGAAAUUACUAAACAGUAAACUGUUCUGGCGUAUUGAAGGGAUAAUGUUCAAAUGGCUACUGGCUAUGGUGUCUUCAUGGGGCUGGACAGCAGGGUACACAGUGGUUGAAUGGGGAGAUGAUGUAAAAGCAAUUACCGAAGAUGAAACGGUAGUCUUGGUGAACCAUCAGGCGACAGGUGAUGUCUGCACCCUCAUGAUGUGCUUGCAAGACAAAGGAACGGUAGUUUGCCACAUGAUGUGGCUAAUGGAAUAUAUUUUUAAGUUUACAAACUUUGGUAUCGUUUCAUUCAUCCAUGGGGACUUCUUCAUUAAGCAGGGUAAAGCUCACCGUGACAAACAGCUGAUUCUUCUACGGCAGCACUUAGAAAAGUACUACAGGAGCCGGGGCCGAAAGUGGAUUGUAUUGUUUCCUGAAGGAGGUUUCCUGCGGAAGAGGCGAGAAACCAGCCAACUAUUUGCAAAGAAGAACAACUUGCCAUUUCUGAAACACGUGACUUUGCCUCGACAGGGAGCUACUGAAGUGAUCUUGCAAACCCUGUGUGCACAGCACGAAAAUGGAGCAAUUGGCGAUGUUAGUGGUCCAGUGGUCAAACACAAAGGUCUCCAGUGGGUCAUAGACAUUACCAUUGCAUAUCAUAAAGCAAAGCCAAUGGACAUUCAGACGUGGAUCAUUGGCUACAGAGAACCAACCCUCACACAUGUUCACUACAGGAUCUAUCCUAUUAAAGAUGUUCCUGUAGAGAGUGAGGCACUUACCAGCUGGCUCUAUCAACGAUUUGUAGAGAAAGAGGAACUCCUGGCACACUUUUAUGAAACGGGAGCAUUUCCACCUACCAAAGGUCAGAUGGUGGCGACUUCCAGACCUAUGGUCCUUGACUCGUUCUGGCUCUUCCUAGUACAACUAAUGGGAUUUCUUUCUGGCUACAUGUGGUAUAAUGUUCUGUACUAUUUGUAUCACUGCCUGGGGCUCUAGGAAUUUUGCAAACUAAAACAUUGAAUUAGGAUAUGAACUCCAGUGUUUGUGUCAGUAUCCAUGCGUGAAUACCAAUAUUUCUUGAAUGAUGAUAAAGAAAAGAAGAACGGAUUCAUUUCCUGUCAUGUUCACUGAGAUUUUUAAACUCAAGUCUAAAACGUUUAGUUCAGAUCAUCAAGUCUACAACUUGAUGUUAAGGGUUCUGACGAGUUUACCUGUUCAUUAAGCAUCCACACUGUCUAAUUAUACUGCAUAUCCUCAGACGUCCUCUUUUGGAGGGAUACUGCUGGAGCAUUUCAAUCUAUUGCAGUAAACAUCACAUCUUCCACCAUUGCUUCAGAUGGCAAAAGUUGCCCAGAGAUGAAUCUCAAUGGAAGAAGCCCACAUCUACCUAUUCCGAGUUAAAAUUACACUGAUGAGGAACUUGUCAGAGCUGCCACAGUUUUGUAUGGUGUUGGCAGAGGGAAGUGUUUGUUUCCCUUAGCAGUUAUUCAAUAUUUUGUUUUGUGAUUAAUUAAAAGGCCACUUUUAAAGCAUGGUCUAAAGCAUCUAAAAUUCUAGUGAUUGCAGUUCAUUAAUUGUCAAUAAUAUUUAUAUAGUUACUGGUAAAAUAGUUAUAAAAGCAGAAGUAAUGUUUCAUUCUAGUUAGUACAUACAAUGCAGUACAUCUGAGGAUGGUUUAGUUGAAAUGACCAAAUAUGGUGAUACAGCCAAUCAUGUAGUAUUUUGCACUUGGUAAGAAGUUGCUAGUCAUAGUUAGUAAAGAAUUACAACUGUAAUGUUACAGAAUAGCCAGGCUGUUACAUAAGCACUAAAUAAAUGUUAUGAAAGACUUGACUUAAUGGACUAGAAACAGCAAAAAAAAAGUUUACAAACUAGUUGAAAGUACAGGUCAUUUGAUUAACAUUUACUCCUUUAUUGUACUCAGAUUCUGGCUGCAUCAUUUAUUGUACACAUUCUACUGUUUAUUCAACUUUUGUGGGUACAGUAUCACUGGUGGAUUAUAUGAUAUGAUGCAAAUCGUUUUUAAUUGUGUCCAUCAAUCUGAAGUUUCAGCAGGAUAUUUAUGGCUCUUGAAUUUGUUAUUUGGAAGUUAUGACUUGAUUUUCAAAAGGUGAGACAAAAAGAAGUGUUCAGAUUUGUCUAAUUUAAUUUAAAUUCAGUGUUUAAGUUUCAAUUAAUAGGUUUGUGACCAUGACAUAUAGACAGAUGUUUUGCUGCCUGUCAUUGGAUUCUGCCACCAGUGACAAGUUCCAUUGUUCCAGAGGCAAUUCAGACUAGAAAUGAAGCUCACUUUGGAAAAAGGGAACUGCAUGAGAAUAUACAUGUGUAUUUGAUGUCCGAAGGUAGACACACUGGAUUAGUUAGGACUCUGAGUAUGCUAGCAUGUGUGAUACAUUAAUGUACCCCAUGAGUUAAAAAUAUAAUUAUCUCUGACAUCACAUUGGUGGAAGAAUUGUCAAUUGACACUCUUUUAAGAAUUCCAGUCGAAAUUGAAGGAAAUGUUUAUGUUUAAGUCCCUCUUCUGCCUGUAUUUUUUUUUGUGGGGAGUGGGAGGGGAGGUGGGAGCUAUUGGUGUUCAUAUACAUUUCUGGGAACACGUAUAGUGGACUGUUGAACUGUGGCUUGUUAUAUGUACUCUUUCAUGCCUUAUGUGCCACUGGACAAGAUUGAUACAGUUGGUGUUGAAGGCUGUGGAGUAGUUGAUAUCCCUGUCAACGUUUUACUGGGGAGUUAGACACCAUGGAGGCAACAUUCAAAAUAAAAUACCCUGUUUCAGUAAGCCAGCUGUUUAAAACUACUAUUGGUAACUGAUCAGCAGACAAGCUGUAAAUGAAUAUGAAUGAUUAAGGAAAAUAUUUAACUCAGAAUUCUGAACAAACUGCUUUACUUUGAAACCAGAAGCUCAACAGGAUAGGAAGCCGUUAUGCUAAUUAAGGAUGGUAUAGAAUAGUAUUAAAAAAAGAUAAAUUAUAGAAUAUGCACAGCAGAUGGUGAUAUGUUGACAUCUUUUCAAUGAAAUGCAUCAAAUGAUGUAAUUACUUUUUCCAAUCUUCCCUCUAUUUUCUGUAAGGAGGCAAUUUUCAACUUCAGUUGAGCACUGAUGUAAACUUGUUGGAUCUUGGUUAUAUCUAAAUACCAAGAAAAACAGUAUUGAACUGAAUUCUGUGGUCAGUAUAUUGGCCUUGCUCGUAUACUUUAGUUUCAUUUUUAAUUGUUGUUUCUUCAGCUAGUCUGAAUUUCUUUUAGUUCUA